Oncorhynchus kisutch (coho salmon) is the source of this 2318-nucleotide messenger RNA. Its product is annotated as CCN family member 3-like. Gene Ontology annotation, molecular function: integrin binding; heparin binding. Gene Ontology annotation, biological process: signal transduction; positive regulation of cell differentiation; chondrocyte differentiation. NCBI's taxonomy places the organism in Eukaryota, Metazoa, Chordata, Actinopteri, Salmoniformes, Salmonidae. The transcript is spliced from 5 exons. The record is from RefSeq and is a predicted model, not a curated record. The coding region runs from base 184 to 1224 and encodes 346 amino acids. Gene Ontology annotation, cellular component: extracellular matrix; extracellular region.
CCCCUCCUCCUCCUCCUCCCCCUCCUCCAUUCCUCCUUCACGCGUCACUGUGUCGUUAGACAGGACCGUUAUAAAUGGCUCUGCACACACUUCUGAAGCACGCCAAAGGGAUUUACAGAGCUUCAGCAAGAUACAAAGGAGGGAAAAGUCUACACAGAGAAAACUACCUUUCACUGAAUCAGGAUGUCUAAGCUUGCAGAGAGAACCCUUUUCAUUUUCUACAUUUCAACACAGAUUUGCUCCCAGAUCUUGGCGCAGGUGUGUCAGACCAGGUGCCUCUGUCCGCAGGAGCCUCCGCUGUGCGCCCCCGGGGUCCAGUUGAUUCUGGAUGACUGCGCAUGCUGUCUGGUCUGUGCAAGGCAGAAAGGAGAGGUAUGCUCGGAAAUAAGUCCCUGUGAUACACACAGGGGUCUGAACUGCGACUACACGGCCGAUGUACACCAGAGGACAGGUGUCUGUGUCGCACAUGAGGGAGACAUCUGCCUGUUGGACGGUUCAGUGUACCAGAACGGAGAGACCUUCUUCCCUAGCUGCAAGUAUCAGUGCACCUGCAGGGACGGUCAGAUCGCCUGCGUGCCGCGCUGCAACCUGGACGUGAUGCUGCCGGGCCCAGACUGCCCUCUACCCAGGAAGGUGGCGGUCCCAGGGGAGUGCUGUGAGAAGUGGGUAUGUGAGCCCCAACCAGAGGCCAGUGCCUUGGGAAGCUUCGCCAUGGCUGCCUACAGACAGGAGGAGACAGUGGGGUUUGACUCGUGGGACCCCAGUACUAACUGCAUAGAGCAGACUACGGAGUGGGGCGCCUGCUCUCGGACCUGUGGCAUGAGCAUCUCCACCCGGGUCACCAACAAGAACCCCCGCUGUGAGAUGGUCAAGCAGACGCGUCUGUGCAUCGUCAGGCCCUGCGACAAACAGCAGCAGGAUGUUCCUAAGAGAGGAAGCAAGUGCCUGAGGAUGAGGAAGGCGGUGAAACCCGUCCGGUUCAGCUAUAAGAACUGCACCAGUGUGCUGACCUACAAGCCCCGGUACUGUGGUGUGUGUACGGACGGGCGUUGCUGCACCCCCCACAGCACCGAGACAGUGCAGGUGCAGUUCCAAUGUGCUCAGGGUGAAGCCAUCAAGAAACCCGUUAUGUUCAUCAACACCUGCGCCUGCCACUACCACUGUCCCAGAGACAACGUCGUGUAUCGACCAUCAGACCUGAUCUACAGCGGUUACAGGUUAUAACGCUGUUACCACAGACACAACGACAGUUUCUCCUAUUCCUCCGUGACAGUAGUAUUGUACUGUACUGUAGUCGGGUGACUCUAUAUGUUCGUGACUCUAAAUGUUCUUGACAACAUCUUCCUGAAGGUGUAUGGUUGGUCUCAUGAGGGAGAAUCUCAAUUGUAUACUUAUCGCGUUCCUCUCUCGUCGCCUCCUUCUCAAAACCCAUUGGAUGAGAAAGCCAGAUGUCCCUCCCAUCUGACAUUCUCCUCCAAUGGGUUUUGAGAAGGAGGCGAGGAGAGAGGGUGCGAAGAGAGAGGACGCGAGGAGUAUGCAAUUGAGAUUCUCACAGUCAGCACUUAGCUACUUUUACAGAAUGGAUGAGCUUUCUGCAUCUGAUAUAACUGGAAACGUUGUGCUUUAGUGUAUCAUAACGACAGAGUUUUCCUUUUCUGCUUACUGCAAACGGCCUCAGUGAUCAUACACAGCUCAUGGGUCAGCUUUAAACAGACUCUGACUCAAACGGCCUCAGGAGAUCAUACACAGCUCCUGGGUCCGUUUUAGACAGCCUCUCACUGUUCCAGAGGUAUUUCCCGAAAUAGCGGUUAGGCUACCUACAAUCAUUUCAAGUGCAAUGUCUGCACGUCCAACAAUUCUCCAGCUGCACGUCACAAAAGAAAUGUCUGGUGAAAGCAACACCUGCUCACUGUUGUAUUUGUUCUGGUGAAAACCUGUGUUUCUAUCCCCCCCUCAUUCCUCUGACCUUUGACCUUGUAGAUGUUUGCAGACUCUUGCCCUCUCCCAGGCUCUCCAGUCAACCCGGUCUUGGCCCACACAACAGUCAUGUCGACAGCCAGGUCAAAAGGUUGUUCUUCAUAAUGUACUGUCGCUUUCAACAGCCAGCCUGUAAGUCUCCGAUCUUGGACCUCUAGCCCCGCCCCACUUACACGUCAGACCUGGGUCAAAUACAUGUGUCAAAACAGUGUGCAGGCUGUGGGUGGAGUUGGCAGUUUAUGAGACUAUUCCAUUGGUUGCAUUGUACAGGGCAAGCUAGGUCAAGUUAAGUCAAGCUAAGUUAAGUCAAGUUAAGUUAAGUCAAGCUAAGUCAAGUUAAG